Messenger RNA from Dichomitus squalens LYAD-421 SS1, 5522 nucleotides. RefSeq lists its product as uncharacterized. The transcript is spliced from 12 exons. The coding region runs from base 61 to 5286 and encodes 1741 amino acids. The record is from RefSeq and is a predicted model, not a curated record. Lineage: Eukaryota; Fungi; Basidiomycota; Agaricomycetes; Polyporales; Polyporaceae.
CGACGCAGCACACGGCCUUGCCUCGGGACUCUGCGCGUCCUCGCCACGCGAUUCCUCGACAUGGAGACCCACAAGCGUAAUAGGGACGAAGACGGCACGCUGGUUACGUUCUAUGCGCCGAAUAGGACCUUUGCGCGGGUGUACAAGGGCCAGUCGCUUGAGGAGACGAGAAGUCUCGUGCGGAAGAAGCUUGGGCUCCCUGACGAUACGUCUAUACGUUUCUCGAGGCUUCACGAGGGGAAGGUCAUUGAGUUGGAUGACGACGAGGAUUUUGAAGCUUUCCGUCACCUUGCACGAUAUGUACCCUCUCUUGACGUGUCGGUUUUUGUUGGACAAACCGGUCCACCGUUAUUCACGCAGCAAGCUACGCGGGAGUCGACUGUUAACCUCAGCAACCCGAAGAGACGUCCCAAGAAACGACAAGCUGCUAUUCCAAGCUCUGUUGGUCCCAUUGAUUCUACGACUAACGGCAUAACAUCUGCAAAGGAUCGACCGUCCAACAUCCCGGAUAGUUCAUCGACCUUGGAUGUCAACGGGGUGCCAAAGAAGAAGCGUAAGCGCAAGGACGGAACUCACAUAGUUGACCGGUCGGUUUCCUCGCCGGUUUCCCCGUUGCCUGCAUUCCAGACGGUCCCUGAUGGGCAUGAAACUUCCAGCUUCAGGAACCGAGAGCCUGCGCCCCAGCGUACACGUCCUAUUCUCCCUCCUUCUCCGCAUGGUUCGGAACCGCCAGCAAUUGAGGCUCUCGUCCCACGCAAAGGCUCCAAACGGAAACGUCAAGACUCGCCCGAGACCCCGGCCGCUGUACCUUUGACCAUUUUCGCUCCUACAGUCCCUCCACCUCCCUCGCCUGCACGUUCUGCAUCACUCUCAUCUCCUGCGAAGAAGAAGCGGAGAAAAAACAAGCGGGCGGAGGACUCUCCGGCAGUUACUCCUGUUCAGAUGACUGCGACGAGAUUUGAUAAGACAAGCAAGCGUAAACCUAACGAUACAGUCUCUGCGUCUCCACCCCCUGCUGCUGCCCCUCUUGCCGCAGAGACUGACCUUGGUACUGAAGACACCGUCGUGGGCAGGAAAGCGACGAAGAAGGCGAAGACAGAAGCCAAGCUCCGCACUGUGGAGGAUGACGACGCCACCGCAUCAUCCAAGGAGGAUGCGAAGAAGUCCAAAAAGCGUAAAGAUAAGGAGUCGAAUAGAGAGCAAGGCUUUGCUACGACUCCUGUCGAAUCUUCCCCAAAUGAGACGCCUCCUGCGAGCAUAGAGCCAGCGAAAGAGAAGCGAAAGAAGCGUACUGAAGCCACUGAACUGCCUGAGGCAGUACCGUCUGCGAGCCCUACUCCAACGGCUUCAACUGACGCAACAGCGGCGAAGAGCAGCAAGGAGAAGAGGCGGAAGGCUAAGGGCCGCCAUAGUGAGCAGCUCAAUGGUGCCCUCGCUAUGACUGGAUCAGAGAAUGAGCCGGUUGCGGGCCCCUCUGCUGCAGUAGAACCUGAAGCUGACGGGGAACUCAAAGGGAAGAAGGUGCGACGCAGAAAGACGCUUACGGCUACUUUGGCGAGCGACGCUGAAGAAGCAACGUCGCCCAUGAGUAAAUCAUCUGCCGCCGAACCCGUUUCGCAUGAGGACCAAGUGACUUCAACAACACAAGACAGUUCAGAGUCCGCGUCUGCCAAGAAGUCCAGGCGCGAUCGCAAGAGUCUGUCUGCUCUGUCUUCGCAUGGGGAAGGAAGCACUUCUGAAACUGCCGCCUUCUCUGCAGUGCGAGCUGCUGCCGAAGCAGUCUUGGCUCGUGCCUCCUCAACGAGUGCAGGCCCUAACUCUGCUCCCGCGUCUCAGCAAUAUGCGCCUCCUCUAUCUGAGGCCGCCCUUCCUGGGAAGAAGAGGAAAUCGGGCAAGUCAAAGCUUAGCCAAGCAUGGGGACCCAAUGAUUUGGUGGAGGAACAGGAGUCAGCUUGCGCAUCGGUCGCGACACCUGCACUGGAUAGCACCUCUGCAUCCGCUGCUUCUGUACCAUCGACCUUUGUCAAAAUCACGGCUAAGACAAAGGCUGCUCAUGCUCAGAGAACCCCUCGUCCGUCAAGUGCGCCCACGUGUCCCAUAUGUGAUGAGCCGUCCUUGCAUCCGCGUUCGCAGUGCCCCGUCGUCGAAGCCGGUCCUAUGGCCAUUCGCAAGCGUAUUGCUCAGCUCAAGAAAUCCGGCGACUACGAGCUCGCCGAAGAGCUUGACGUCCUCUACAAGGAAGCGCAACGGCGCAGGAAAAGUGCUGGCGGGAAGCGGGCCGCUAAUAUUGCCGCCCUCACUCUCGUCCCGGCUGCUAAUGCAGAGACUGAGGUGCCUCAGCCCUCGCCCGCCAUGUCUCUGCAGUCGUCAUCCACAUCGGCGCUGUCGAGGCCGCGUCUCGGCGAUCGUUCGCUCUCUUCUCCUCGCCUUCCUGCCGGAUCUGAGAUAUCUGAGGUUGUCGUAGAGAGUAAAGACGAAGGAAGCAGCAACGAGAGUUCUAGCGACGACGAGGACGAAGGACCAGUGCCCACGGCGUCGUCGCUCCCUCUCCUGGACCCCACCAACCUCGAAGCGCUCCUCUAUGUCCCCGUUAAACCCCGUGUCAGUGUCCUCGCCCAGAUCCCAUCCUCCUCCGAGUCUAGUGAAGGCGAGGAGUCCGACGACGAGCCCCGAAAUGACAAAGACAUCGACAUGGACGAGGAAGACAAGCACGACCGCGCUUACCACCGCAUGUCUCGCAAGUUCGCGCAUGCGGGAUCUUCGUCGGACGAAGACGAGCCCCAGCCUGAUUCGGACCAAGCCCAGGAGCUGGAUACCACCGCUGACACGGACGUGGACGACCAUAUAAUCUCCCCUACCGAGAUGGAUCCGGGGCCGAACAACAGCAUAGACAGGCAGGACGCACAGCAGGUCGAGGCCGACAUGUUGGCGCAGGACACUUCUGCCAUUGAGCGCCCAGCCAAGCAAUUGGACGACGAGUCUGUAGUGUCCGGGGACCACAGAGAGUUGUCUGAAAGCGACGAGGAUGAGGACGAGAAAGAAGUGGAAGCCCAGGCGAAGUCAUCUGGGUCUCCAGAACCACACGCUGCCGUCGCAUCAAACGCCGAGACGAGCGAAGCCGAUAUAGACGAGCCACAGGGGAUCCCUGAAGAUCGAGGUGAUGACCGUCGUGCCGACACCACUGCCGUGGUUGAUCCUCUCUCGCAGGCGCAUCCCGAGCCCAAGGAGCCGGAAGGGUCCGAGGCCGACGACGGCGCCAAGCAGCAGCCCGACGGAGGUGAUACAGUAGAUGUUUCUGCUGAGGCCCCUCAGGCCGACGAGAAUGUGCCAGAGCCAGACGCUCGGGUUGAUUUCGUUAGGGAUGGUGCCCCGUCAGAGGCCGAUGACGUUGAGCAGGAUGCUCCAGCUGCAGACCUAAGGAAAUCUUCCCCUGAGCUUGGGGGAGACCUCUCUCCCGCCCUCUCCGGCACCACCGCACAAGCCGAAGUCGAGAAAGUCAAUGGUACUUCAGACAGAGAAGACGAGAGCGCAGGCGAGGAUACUGCCAUGCGCAACGAAGACGACAUGCAAGUGGAGGUGGUCGAGCCGUACGCCGAGGACCCGAACGACCCCAUUGAUGCGUUCAGCUCCGAUCACGACGCAGAACAGGACGACCCCAUUGAGGACCCCGACGUGACACAGGCUCCAGCCCAGGAACGCGAGCAUACCCCGCCACCAGCGACGCCCCGCACGCCCGGGACCGUAGGCCGCAUGAAGGACCGUUAUGGUCGCCUCUCUCAAGCCCGCGGCCGAGAAGCGGGCCCCCGCCUGUCUCAACUGGUGCUCGGAGACCUAGCGUUGUCGCAGGAGGACAUCACACUCAAACUUCCUGCCCCAGCCGGCACGCUUGAGCCGUCUCUGAUAUCGGAUCCUGAGGCUCAGGCAGAGAUGGAUGACGACCCGGAAGCGGACGAACCUGAACCAGCCAAGACGCCAAAUCAGAGCAUGUCUUCUCUGCGCGAACCUCAGCAAGAAGCACAAGGGAAGGUAGCAGACUCUGCGGAGGUGCAACCACGCCGCCCAACACGCGCGACGCGUCGCACUACCUCCAUUGCGCCAUCCUCCUCCCUCCCGGAGCCCGAACCCGAGCCUACUCCGACGCCCGCGCCCACGCAGAGACGGGGGAGGCCCCGUCUGACGGCCGAGGAGAAGGCUCGGCGCGAGGCGGAGAAGGCGGUGAUUGCGGCAAACAGAGCGGCGGCGAGGCAGCAGAAGGCAGCAGAGAAGAAGGCAGCAAAGGAGGCAAGGGAUGCGGCGAAGCAAGCCGCCAAGGAUGCGAAGCAAAGAGAGAAGGCAGAGAGGGCGCAAGCGAAGCGCGGCGGUGCUAGGAGCGGAAGAGGGCGCGGGGGACUGGGCAAGCCGGUGUCGACACGGUCGCAGCGCGUGAAGGAGUCCGUCGAGCCUGAGGAUGAAGAAGGGGUCGACGAGGACACGUCGGGGUUGGACGGGAGAGAGGCACCUUCGGCCGCGGACGUCGCGAACACUCCUGGAGUUGCGAAAAUCUCUUGGGCUGUCUUACCACAGUCGGACUUGGGGAGGACUCAGGAAUCCGUCGGCGAGACAUCUAUGAUCGACGAGCUACAGCCGAGCAGCCCGGAGGUCGUCCCGCCUCGCGCGCUCUAUGUCAGAGAGGAGAGCCCAGCGCGCGACGACACUAUUACUCAGGAGCAUGUCGACGAGCACGAUAAGCACAACCCCGCAGUCACACCGAAGUCGAAGUCGAAGGGCGCUACGAAGGAUCCGCUGUUUAUCCCUUCCAGCAGCCAACACCCUCCUACACCAUUCAGUCUCCCAGCGGCGGAGAGCACGCCUUUUGCUAAUGGCAAUGAGGGCAGGAAUAACCCCGACGACAAUGACGACGACGGUGAGCCCGAAGAGGAACCCGAGAGGACUUUUACGGCGCCUACUCGUUCGCGCGGUUCCUGGCUGCCGCACUCGUUGUACCCCUCGUUGACGGUGCUGGCGGGCCAGGCGUUAUUCCCGACAUCGCAGAUUUCCUCCCCUGCGCUGUUCUCGCAGACACCGAGACAAGAAGCGACCUACAAGCGCUCGCCGGCGACGUACGGCAACGGCAACGGCAAGGACAAGGAGGAUGACGAUGAUGAUGAUGACGACUCUAGCGACGAGUCAGACUCGUCCGAUUCUGAUGGCAGCACGAGAAAGAAAUCGCACAUACCCCAGAGUCGUCGGGCUGGGGCGGGUGUGCAGAGAAAGAAGAAAUCUAGAUUACUGUCCGCAUAUACUUAGGCCCUCUUCCAGCGUAUCGCAUGUCCUGUUGCAUUCCAUCCUGCAUUCUCCAACAUAUAGCAUCAUUGCACUCACACAUCCUCACUAUAGUAGAAGUAGGAUAAUAUCUCACACUAUGCUCAAUGUGUUCCUAUCAGUCGCAUGUAGUCGUUGUAAUCUUCUCGUCGGAAGCGCUGUCGAAAGUACCACAUUGUCUUUGUAAGUAGAGCCUAAGUUGUACACUCCAACAGCCCGCC